CCCUCUCUCUCUGGCUGACACACACCGCCUGUUAGGCAGCUGUUGUAAGUGGAGAAGUGGAAGAGCAGCAGCCUUUCGAGCGGAGUCAGUGAAUCAUAUCAUCAGCACCGAGCAGAGCGGCAGUCACUGCGCGGAGGGGACAACCAGCUGCUCGGUCAAAGAGCCUUUUACGCACCUCGGCGAACCACCUAGAAACACAAAUGUAGGCAUCGUGAGAAGAGAGACCCCACCUGUUAAAUUCUCCUGGAGAUAUUCUGUUCGAUUGUUUAUAACACAUUUUGAAAUUUGAAAGAAGAAGGACAUUUCUUCAGCAGAAUGAGAGGAUUUACAUCUUUCUGCAGCAUGAUUCUUGUUGCGCAACUUGUCGCCACUGUCUCAGCCAACAAGUUAAAUGUGCCGCGCCUGAGACUGUCACACAAAGACCUGCUGGCGACCAACAGGUCAUCUAUCUUCAGCGGUCAUCAUGGCCAGCUCUCUCUUACUGCCGUGUUCUUGGAUGAGUACCGUGACCGCCUCUUCCUAGGAGGGAAAGAUGUCAUGUAUUCUCUCAUGCUGGGACCCGCCAGCAGCGAGCCCAAGGAGAUUUAUUGGCCUCCGUUACCUGGCAACAGAGAAGACUGCAUUCAAAGGGGGAAGGAACCACAGACGGAGUGUGCCAACUUUGUCCGCCUUCUUCAGCCCUACAACCGCACUCACCUCUUGGCCUGUGGCACUGGAGCCUUUCAGCCGAUGUGUACCUUCAUCUAUGUGGGACACAGAGGAGAGCAUGUGUUCACUAUGGACCCUAUGAAUGUGGAGAAUGGACGAGGGAAGGUUCCACACGACCCCAGCCUCCCCUUUGCUAGCACCUUCAGUGGUGGGGAGUUGUACACAGGAUUGACGGCAGAUUUCCUGGGAAGAGACUCAGUGAUCUUCAGGAGUAUGGGAGAUCGCUCAAUCAUGAGGACAGAGACUGACCAUAAACUUCUUCAUGACCCUAAGUUCGUCGCUGCUCACCUCAUCCCGGACAAUGACGACAGAGACAAUGAUAAAGUGUAUUUCUUCUUUACGGAGAAGGCCACGGAGGCAGGAGACAGGGAGGGGGCCAUACACACGCGCGUUGGUCGAGUGUGUGCGAAUGAUGUUGGAGGUCAGAGGGUGCUGGUGAACAAGUGGAGUACCUUCAUCAAAGCCAGACUGGUUUGUUCUGUACCGGGACCUCACGGCAUUGACACACACUUCAACCAACUGGAGGAUGUUUUCCUGCUGAGGACCAAGGAUGAGAGGAACCCUGAUGUCUAUGCAAUCUUUAGCACUAUUAGUAAUGUCUUCCAGGGUUUUGCAGUGUGUGUUUACCGUAUGGCUGAUAUCAGAGAAGCCUUCAACGGACCCUUUGCUCAUAAAGAGGGCCCUGACUACCAGUGGGGGGCCUACGAAGGCAGGGUCCCUUAUCCAAGACCAGGAGUGUGCCCCAGUAAAAUCAUUAACCAGCCUGGCAGAGAGUUUGGCAGCACAAAAGACUUCCCUGAUUCGGUGCUGCAGUUUGCCCGUAACCACCCGCUGAUGUGGCGGCCAGUGUAUCCCGCCAUGCGCCAGCCUGUGCUUGUAAAGGCCAAUAUUCCUUACAAGCUGAAACAAAUUGUGGUGGACCGGGUCGAGGCAGAGGACGGACAGUAUGACGUCAUGUUCAUUGGCACGGAUGUUGGCACCAUAUUGAAGGUCAUUGCUCUGCACAGUGGAAACAGCCUAGAGACAGAAGAGGUCACACUGGAGGAGCUACAAGUCUUUAAAGUGCCAACUUCAAUUACAUCAAUGGACAUAUCAGUCAAAAGGCAAGCCCUUUUCGUGGGCUCUCCGGCAGGUGUGGCCCAGGUGAAACUGCAUCGAUGUGAAACUUAUGGGAAAGCCUGUGCUGAGUGCUGCCUGGCCAGAGACCCUUACUGUGCCUGGGACGGAUCAUCCUGCGCUCGAUACGUGCCCAACAGCAAACGCCGCUACCGCAGACAGGACAUCAGGCAUGGAAACCCUGUUCUGCAGUGUGUGGAUCAGAAUCUGAGUGAGGAACUUGAUGUGACGGAGGACAGAGUGGUGUAUGGGACCGAGAACAACAGCACAUUCCUGGAAUGUGUCCCUCGGUCUCCACAAGCUUCAGUUACCUGGCUCGUCCAACGUGACGACCGCAAAGAGGAGGUGAAGCUGGACGAUCGUGUGAUGAGUACAGAGCAGGGCCUCCUCUUCCGUCGCCUCUUCCGCCAGGAUGAAGGCGUGUACAUCUGCCGCUCCCGGGAGCAUGGCUUCACGCAGACCCUGGCCCGCCUCACCCUCGAAGUCCUCCAGGCAGACACCGUGGAUGAGCUCAUGGCACGCGACAACGCCGGCCUCUCUGACUCAUUCAAAGACCGAUCAACCGGAGGCUACAGGGCCUGGAUGCCUUGUGCCGCAUACAGCAGGGGUGGCUCAUCGGGCCAAAUAGGCCAAUCGCGUACGUGGUUCAAGGAUAUCAUGCAGCUGAUCGGGCCAUCAAACCUGCCGCAAGUGGAGGAGUACUGCGAGAGGAUGUGGUGCAAUGACAAGCUGAGGAGGAAACACAAGAGCAUGUUGGAGAAAUACCGUCAGGCGCAGGAUAGUGCGAGGAAGGCACGUAGCAAGAGCUCCGGCGAACGCAACCGAACGCCGCGGGACCUCAGCGCAUGGAAGGAGUAACAGAGAAACAACGGGGAGGGGAAAAAGAAGGAGAAAAUGAAAGAGGGAAAAGGGACGAACAUUUCAAUACAGGACAAGAUGAAUGGGGCAGCAUAUAAGGGUUAAAACCAGCAUCAGCUCCUAAUAGUUGAAACUUUGGCACCUGGAUUUUUAAGAAGGUAGAUGGUUUUUAUGAAAUCAGUGUAUGUGUAAGUCAGGUGUCAGAGGUUGGUUCUGACUGUGGCCCAAAAAAGUGUUCAGUUGUCUGGGAAGACAGUACACACAGAGACUGCUACUGAACAGAAGGUUGCUGUUGAUGUAAUGAUGUUGGUGAUAAAGAAGAGACUAGAGACCAUCUUUCAAAUAUACUUUGAGGAUGCUUUUUACCAAGGAUUCCUCCCCCCUCCAGAUCUUUGCCCUGGUUUACAUUUACUACCAUUGAAAUGACAGAAAAUGAAAACAACACACCACUCUCAUUUCAUUAAGUCAUAGAAGUCAUUCUUCACUGAGAAAACCAUAGAAACCGAUGUAAUGUUUGCAUGCCUGUGGAUUGACUUUACCAACAGCAGACCCUGUUUCACGUCUGCUUUUGCAGCAUCAUUGACAGUUUGCUUAUAUUAUUAUUUAAAUUGUCUUAUACAACUUUUAUCUGCACUGGGAAAGUUAUUCACAUAAAAAUCCACGCUAAAUGCAAAUUGGAGCUUCAACAGAGAGAAAAAUCACAUUUACAUACUUUUUUAUCUUUGGACAACAAAUAAGCAAAUUUUCCAAAUGCAGCUCUGACACACAUGGACACAUAUACGCUGACUCUGCAUUUCUGUUUCUCACUACUAACUUCACACAAUGCAAUCACUGGAUUAAUUUCCUUCUGACUUUGUAUUUAAUGGUCCAUGCCUUUGGAUUUGUUAUGAAACGUUCAUGUGUGACUUCAGCUCUAGAUAUACUCCGCAGUAUAUUUGUAAGAGGCAUCUGCAACUAAUGGAGCACACAAGCUUAGACACUCGCUGUAUCUGAUCUUGCCACAAGGACACACACACUCACAUAAACUGAAAGUUCACCCACCCAUAACACUGAAUUCAUAAGCUCAUCUAGCUCAAACUGGAAGCUACCAUGAGACGACUGUUGAUGGUUCAACAGAUUAUAGGCACAUUGCUUUGUUUUCACUGCUGUGGGUUGAACUUUCCUUUAAACACCAACUAGAGAUUAAAAUCCCCCCUCAAUGACCCCUUAAAGGGAUAUUUCACAGAGGCUUAUUUUCACGCUUUUUCAGUAAAUACCAUAACACCUCCUGGGAAUGUACCAAUUGGCCAAAGUCAGCCUCCGAUAUUGGCUCCACUGGGGAUCUUUCGGCACUUCAACUCAAUGAAGCCUGUAACAUUAACAUCGAUCCUGCAAGAAACCCUGUAAAUACUGAUUAUUUUCAUUUUCAGUGAAUUUUCCGAUUAUUUUUGUAUUACUUAAGUAACGGUUUAGUUUUUAGAAAACAGUGAAAAAUAUCACAAUUUCCCACAGCUCAAGGUGACGUCUUCAAAGUGCUUUUUUUGUCUGACAACCAGUCAAAAACCAGCCAUUAAAGAAGAAAUUACAUAAGCUGACCUUAACUCACACUUAAUCAGCCCCUAAACUCAUUUCCCACAGUUUGUCCCUGUUCUGUAGCUUUCCAGCUCCACAUUAGAGGGAACAAUGGAGGGGUCAAUUGUACUGGCUGACUCCUCUUUUCUUUCUGCUUUGUAAACAUAGGUUUUAAGACGGUUCAUGGUUUGAACACAGAAUAAUCCACAUUAUUAUUGUCUUGCUUUGUUGUUAAAAUAUCAUUUUUAUGGUUACUGGGCUAAAGAGAGGUUUUCCCUCCCAAAGGUAACAGGUGAAGAAGAGAACUGAGGAAUGAAUUGUUUAAUGAGACAGAAAUGGAGGUGGUUGUAGCAGAAAACAGACAGGACAGAUAAAGAAAAGACAUGACAUGUGACCAUUGCAACUUGAGGUUAAAUGUGGCUUCAAAUAUGUAAAAACAGAGAGGCGGUCAGAAAAGACAGAUCCAUGUGAGGAGAAUGGAUGUCAAACUUCAAUUUCAGUGUGUUUGGAUGAGGGUGAGAUUGUCUGGAGCCUCAGUAAUAAAAUAAAAUAGAAAAUAAAAUGGGGAAAAGUAAAACUGAAACUUUAUCCUUUGAACUGAAUUUGAUUUAGUAAGUCUUAAGAGUAGCUUUCAGUCGUAUCAAGUGUAACAGUUAGCAUACAUGGAGGCUUUGGAGCUGCAUCAGUAGGAACCUCCUCUGGUCCCAUCAUGGAGGUCCAGUGGAGAAAUGUGCAAAUUAUGGCUAUAUGUUUAGGGCUUAAGGGGAACACUAGAACUACUGGACCAUAGUUCACGUUAAAAGCAAGUGUUCACGAAUAGCCUGUUGUUGCACAAGAACUUGAGGACUUCCAAUAUGGUGUGACUUCAUGUGAUAUCCUGCUAAUAUGUAUACUUAUGGAAGAUGGUAUAUAUACUCUGGGAUCCAUCACAUUAUUUAGAAUUAGUCAGGAAACAACACUAACACAAGUUAACUUUUUCACCUUUUUGUGACCUUUGUGGCGUGUGAAUCGCUUCUCUGACAAAUGAAAAAGGAGGAGAGAAGAUGGUUGGAGGGGUGAGAGAGAGAUUUAAAAUAAAAGGUACUAUUAGCAUCUCGUGAAGGCUAUAUUUGCAAUCUAUAAAAAUCCUAACCCCUAUUAAAACACAUUUUCCCACAAUUUCUUAGUAUCAAGUGAGUUUUUCUUAAGAAGGUGACACAUUUUUUCCCUCUGCCAAAGUUUAUUUUCUUAUUCAGAGGAUUGUGAGAGUGGCUAUUAGAUUCCAAUUAAGGUGUUUUCUCUAAAAAUAUUGCUUCUGAUGUGUAUCUAAACUGAAAGAAAAUGAUAGAAUGACAGGAAAAUGGUGUGCAUGAAACAAAAUUGGCAGGAUAAAAAAUAGAUUUAUCGUGAAAAUAACACUCCAUAAAAGUUCCUUUUCUCACAGUUUUUUUAGUCUUGUCAGAAACAGCUACACAAGUGUUUGGUUUGGUCUGCUCUGAUGUAUGAAGAUGAUAAAACAGAGUAUUUAUUUUGUUGUGGUGGAAUUUAUUCUUUUCUUCUCACUUCUGCCUCUCUUAAGUCCUGAAUUACUGUCAUCAGAAAAUGUAAAACUGUGUUUUAAUGUAACUUUUGUAACAAUGAUUGUAAGCGUGUUUGAAAUUACAAGUUUCCAUUUUACUGCAGCAUAUAUACUCAUAAAAUGGAACCGCUGCAAUAAAAGCUGAUACUCUUUUUGUUGGACAGUGUUUUGAGACUUAAAGUGACACAAAAAUGCUUCAGAGUGACUUUUCAUUUUUUGUGCACUAUUGCAAAUAUGGAAUUAUUAGUUGCAGACAAAAAUAUGCCAUUACUGACUAAAUGUCAGUUAUAUGUGCAUGUUCAAAACAGCCAUUGUAAAGCCUUCAAAUGCAUUUCAGUUGCUGUACAGUGUACAAAGUGUGUUGUGAUAUUGCAUCUGGCAUUUCAUAUUUUUAACUUACUAUUAUGUCCUCGUUAUAUUGUGUUCAGUACAGUUUGUCAAAACUUUUAUCUAAAACUUUAAAUUCACAGCACUUGUCCUGCCUUAAUAUCUUAUUGUAGUAUUUUACAGUAUGUUUAUACAGUAAAACAUUUGAUGGUUUUAUCAGUUGACGAGGAUUCAAACACUGAUCAAUGUUGCAACCAUUUUUCUGAAACCUGUGCAGGAUAUCUCUCCAAUGAAAGUACACCAGGUGAUUUCACUCAUUAGUUGCUCCUCCUUAAUUGGAGGUGCACUAAUUAAUAAAUGCCUGCACAUGCUCAGAUCUCCACAGCUACUCCAUGAUAAACAGACUGGAGGUUCAGCCAGUGGUACAAUGUUAACAUAGAAAAUGUAGUAAUUAAAAUAAGUAUACUAGCAGUCCAACAAGCACACCGUAGGCAAGUAGGUUCAACAGUUUCCCCACAGAAAACACUCUUUUACUGAACAUACAGGCAACAAAACUCUGAGUAGAGAAUUUAGGCUGAAAAGUGUAAAGAUCCUUGGAUUAAAAAUGAACAUUAACUUGGUGAGUUGUCCCUUUAUUGUAUUGUAAAAUUGUCCUGGUUGUGGGGUCUCUGACAGAAAGAGCCUAAUUUAAAUGUGUAUUUAUGUUUUAUUUAAAUGUCUUUCUACCAUGCAUGCUAUGUACUUGUAUGCUAUUUAACAAGAUUAAAAGUUGAUUUUCUAACAUAAA
Molecule: messenger RNA, 6905 nt
Organism: Thunnus maccoyii (southern bluefin tuna)
Lineage: Eukaryota; Metazoa; Chordata; Actinopteri; Scombriformes; Scombridae
Gene: sema3g
Product: sema domain, immunoglobulin domain (Ig), short basic domain, secreted, (semaphorin) 3bl
Exons: 16
Coding region: 316-2682 (788 amino acids)
Biological process (GO): negative chemotaxis; axon guidance; negative regulation of axon extension involved in axon guidance
Molecular function (GO): chemorepellent activity; semaphorin receptor binding
Source: RefSeq, a predicted model, not a curated record